AUAGAUAUCUAUAUCUAUAUAUCCUUCAUUGUAUUGACAAUCUCUCUCUGUGACUCCAGCACAGCGUAUAGUAUAUAUUUAGUGAGGACGCGGCCAGACCGGCGCCCCUCAGCAGUCGAGGCACGGGGCGCAGCUGACCGUGCGCCUUCGGGAGCCUUCGGGAGCACACGAUCGGCUGCUGUGGAGACGCGUUGCGUUUGUUACUGGUUCCUGAUGAAAGACCAUCAAAUUAAAUAUGUUUUCUAGGUUCCACCUCAGUAACAAACACUUCAAUUUCACACUGUGAAAUUCUUCUUUUUUGUUCCUUUUCCAGCGUGAUUUGCCGUUGUUAUUUGGACAAUAAGUGACAGCAGGGUGCGUGUUUAUAGUCAUUUGCAUAGUUAUUAAUGGGAGGAGACAAGGCGGACCAAGUGGCACGUGGAGCUGCGCUCAAUUUCACGUCAAUUGGGAUGUAUAAAGUAAAGGUGCGCAGGAACAGGCGUACGCACGGUUUUAUACAUGUGAACAUUUCUGUGCGUACCUACUUUUCCAAUUUUGUGAGUACGCCAUCUUCCAGUGUGAAAGCUGCGCAGUCUUUUAUACAUGAGGCCCCAGAAAGAGCAGAAGGACGAAGACCGAAGACUGAAGCAGGACUAACUUCAGAUCAGAAGAUGAGUGGUUGUGUGGAGGAAGAGGAGGACAGAGCAGAGUCUCUAGUCUCUGGCUGUCUGUCUAUAAAGAGUGACGAGUCCAAAGGUCUUCCUCUACUCUUCAGUAAUGAACCUGGACCCUCAGAGUCAAAACUGACUUCAGAUCAGAAGAUGAGUGAUUGUGUGGAGGAAGAGGAGGACAGAGCAGAGUCUCCAGUCUCUGGCUGUCUGUCUAUGAAGAGUGACGAGUCCAAAGGUCAUUUUCUGAACUUCAAUAAUGAACCUGGACCCUCAGACACAAAAGUUCAGUACAGACAGAGAGCAGAGUCUCCAGUACCCAGCUGUCUGUCUAUGAAGAGUGACCGGUCUAAAGGUUGUCCUCUGCUCUUCAGUAAUGAACCUGGACCCUCUGAGUCAAAAGAGAAGAAGAGGAGUCAUGCUUCUGUGGAGGAGCUGAUGCCCAGAUCCAGAACAAGACCUGGACCUCAGACAGCCAGUCAGACCAGCACUGUACAAAAUAGAGGUCUGCAGGAGGUUGUAGAUGAACAUAAGAUCAGUCUGAAGAAGAGAUGUGAAUGUGUGACUGAAGGAACUGAUGAAACAGGAAGUGGAACCCUCCUCAACAGGAUCUACACUGAGCUCUACAUCACAGAGGGACAGAGUGAAGAGGUUAAUACCCAACAUGAGGUGAGGCAGCUUGAGACAGCUUCCAAGAAGAAGACCCUCCAUGACGCUCCAAUCAAGUGCCACGACAUCUUUAAAGCCUUACCUGACCAAAAGGGACACAUCAGAGUCGUUCUGACGAAUGGCGUCGCUGGCGUUGGAAAAACCUUCUCAGUGCAGAAGUUCACUCUGGACUGGGCAGAGGGCUUGGAGAACCAAGAUGUCAGUCUGGUGGUUCUGCUUUCGUUCAGGGAGCUGAACUUGAUCAGAGAUGAGCAGUACAGUCUUCUCAUGUUGCUCCAUGAUUUCCAUCCAACAUUACAGAAGGUCACAGCAGAGAAGCUCGCUGUCUGUAAAGUUCUGUUCAUCUUUGACGGCCUGGAUGAAAGCAGACUUUCACUGGAUUUCCACAACAACGAGGUUGUGUCUGAUGUCACCCAGAAGUCAUCAGUCAACGUGCUGUUGACAAACCUCAUCCAGGGGAAUCUGCUUCCCUCAGCUCUCGUCUGGAUAACUUCCCGACCUGCAGCAGCCAAUCAGAUCCCUCCUGCGCGUGUUGACAGGGUAACAGAAGUACGAGGCUUCACUGACGCCCAGAAGGAGGAGUACUUCAGGAGGAGAGUCAGUGAUGAAGAGCAGUCCAACAGAAUCAUCUCACACAUCAAGACAUCCAGGAGCCUCCACAUCAUGUGUCUAAUCCCAGUCUUCUGCUGGAUCACUGCUACAGUUCUGGACCACAUGUUGACUACAGACCAGAGAGGAGAGCUGCCCAAGACCCUGACUGACAUGUACUCACACUUCCUUGUGGUUCAGACAAAGAGGAAGAAGCAGAAGUACGGUGAGGGACAUGAGACGAGUCCACAGGAGCUGACGGAGGCUGACGGCGAAGUUCUUCUGAAGCUGGGGAGGCUGGCGUUUGAACAUCUGGAGAAAGGAAACAUCAUGUUCUACCAAGAAGACCUGGAGCGGUGUGGUCUGGAUGUCACAGAGGCCUCGGUGUACUCAGGAGUUUGUACAGAGAUCUUCAAAAGAGAGUGUGUGAUCUUCCAGGAAACCGUCUACUGCUUUGUUCACCUGAGCAUUCAGGAGUUUCUGGCUGCAGUCUACAUGUUCCACUGUUACACAAACAGCAACACAGAGGUACUGGAGGACUUCCUGGGAGAAGACUACAAGCACAGAGAGUCAGACCCAAAGUAUUCUCUCAAGAACAUCUCUAAGCAUUUUGGAAGCAAUGAUAGUCGUGGCCCAUCUUUGGAUGUCUUCCUGAGGAGAGCCAUGGAGAAAUCCCUUGAAAGUAAAAAUGGCCACCUGGACCUGUUUGUUCGCUUCCUUCAUGGCCUCUCUCUGAAGUCCAACCAGAAACUCUUAAGAGGUCUGCUAAGUCGGACAAAGAGCAGUUCAGGAAGCAUCCAGAGAGCCAUCAACAACCUGAAGGAGAUGAACGGAGAUAAUAUCUCUCCUGACAGAAGCAUCAACAUCUUCCACUGUCUGACGGAGAUGAACGACCACUUGGUACAUCAGGAGAUCCAAAAGUUCCUUAAGUCAAAGAACAGAUCAGAGAAGAAACUCUCUGAGAUCCACUGCUCAGCUCUGGCCUACAUGCUGCAGAUGUCAGAGGAGGUUCUGGAUGAGUUGGACCUGAAGAAGUACAACACAUCACAGGAGGGACGAUGGAGACUGAUUCCAGCUGUGAGGAACUGCAGAAAAGCUCUACUUUCUGACUGUGGACUCUCAGAUACUCACUGUGCAGUUGUGGCCUCAGCUCUGAAGUCCAACCCCUCCCAUCUGAGAGAGCUGGACCUGAGUAACAACAACAACCUGAAGGAUUCAGGAGUGAAGCUGUCUGCUGGACUCGAGAGUCCCAACUGUAGACUGGAGACUCUGAGAUUGAGUUGGUGCAGUUUGUCAGAGAUCAGCUGUGCUUCUCUGGCCUCAGCUCUGAAAUCUAACCCCUCUCAUCUGAGAGAGCUGGAUCUGAGUGGAAACAAGCUGCAGGAUUCAGGAGUGAAGCUAUUGUGUGGUUUUCUGGAGAGUCCACAUUGUAGACUGGAGACUCUGAGAUUGAGUUGGUGCAGUUUGUCAGAGAUCAGCUGUGCUUCUCUGGCCUCAGCUCUGAAGUCCAACCCCUCCCAUCUGAGAGAGCUGGAUCUGAGUGACAACAAGCUGAAGGAUUCAGAUGUGAAGCUGCUGUCUGAUCUUGUGAAGAGUCCACUCUGUAGACUGGAGACUCUGAGAUGGAAGACAUGA
Messenger RNA from Sebastes umbrosus (honeycomb rockfish), 3539 nucleotides. Its product is annotated as NLR family CARD domain-containing protein 3-like. Bases 387 to 3539 code for a protein of 1050 amino acids. The transcript is spliced from 13 exons. The record is from RefSeq and is a predicted model, not a curated record. NCBI's taxonomy places the organism in Eukaryota, Metazoa, Chordata, Actinopteri, Perciformes, Sebastidae. Gene Ontology annotation, molecular function: protein binding.